CAUCCAUCUACAAAGCAGAAGCAUAUUUUCUUCUUCUAAAUUCUAAUAUAUAUUAUAUAUAAAAGAUAAAAAGAAGAAGAGCAAAGGGCAAAGCGAAGCAAUGGAGUUAAAAGGAAAAACCCUUCCCAGGAGCUAAGGUGAGGAGUCAGAAGAGAGUGCUUUAGUUAGUAGAUUCCUGUGGGAAGGUGGCAGGGGGGGUGGGGGUUGAUGAAAGCUAAAAAAGGGGUGAGGGUUUAGCUUGUGUAUGGUUUAUAUGAUAAUAUCACUUUGUUUAAUGUGUAGGCAAGUCAGUGUUCCACGUGCUCCUGGGGACUCUCUCCCCCCUCCCCCUCUUCAAUGCCAUAUUUUUUUUCCCCACUCAAUUACACACUCUGACUCUCUGUUUCCCUUCUUUUGUUUGCAUCUUCCUCUUCCCAUUUCUCUCUCUUUUCUUGGCAGGGAAAAAAGUGAGUGACUUGUGGGAAAGCAAAAAUAAAGGCCAUAUCUUUGAUGUGAAAAGAGAGCAAUACCAGUUACAAGGAACAAAGAUUUUGUAGAUAUUUUUUCCUUCACAGUUAGUUUAACAUAAUGGAAGGAAUCAAAGGUGGAGGAGGAGGUAGAGUUGGUGUUGGUGUUGAAGAAGAUAUGGGAGAUGGUAUGCAAUGCAGUAAUCAUCCUUAUAGAAAUAACCCUGGUGGGAUCUGUGCUUUUUGCCUUCAAGAGAAGCUAGGCAAGUUGGUUUCUUCUUCUUUUCCUUUACCUAUUCGUGCUUCACCUUCUUCUUCUUCUUCCCCGCCUUCUUUUAGAUCUGAUACUGGUGCCAUUGCUACUAGUUGUGGCGGAAAUGGUGGCGUUAGUGGUGGUGGUGGUGGUGUCGCCACUUUUUCCGCUUCUUCACUGUCUAUGUCUGUUCGUCCCAUAACAAAAACUAGGCUUGAUAAUGGUAAUAAUAACAGUCAUUAUGAAGAAUGUUAUACAAGGCGGGCCAGGAUCCCUUUCCUUUUGGCAAAGAAGAAGAAGAAGAUCAUGGUGGCAUCAUCAGAUCAUCAUCACCACCACCACCACCACCACCAUCAUGCUAAUAUUGCUUUAAAGAGAAGCAAGUCAACUACAGCUCCCAGGAGAGGCCGGUUCUUGGAUGGUGAAGUAGAUAAUGGUGGAGGCUUCAGUCCCAGAAAAAGAAGUGGUUUUUGGUCAUUUCUCUAUCUUUCUUCCAAGACCCAUAGUUCCAAAAAACCAGACAAGGUUGCUUCUAUAGCACCACCGGCAGCCACUGUCUCAACAGCAACAACAAUGGGGGGACCUUCAUCCUCAAGUGCGGUCGUGAAUGUAAAACCAAAGGAGAAAAGCUUGGGUUCAUCAUUGUCGAGAAAAGGAGGCAUUGUGGUAGUAGAAGAGGAUGACAGCCCCAACAGUGAAGCCACUGCCUCAGCUGCAUCAUCAUUUGAGCGCAAGGUUUCGAGAUCCAGGUCCGUAGGCUGCGGAAGCCGGAGUUUCUCCGGUGAUUUCUUCGAAAGGAUCUCAACCGGGUUGGGAGAUUGCACUCUCAGACGAGUUGAAUCCCAAAGAGAAGGCAAACCAAAAUCCUCCGCCGUCGGCGCCGCCUCAUCAUCAUCAGCAAUGAAAGAAAGGGUAAAAUGCGGUGGCAUAUUCGGUGGUUUCAUAAUCACAUCAUCAUCGUCUUCCUCCUCCUCAUCUUCAUACUGGUUAUCGUCAUCAGCGGAGGAGCAUAACGGGAAUGGGAAAGCAACAGGAGCAGCGCUGAUCCAUGGGAGGAGCAGGAGUUGGGGAUGGGCAUUUGCAAGCCCCAUGAGAGCAUUCACCAAACCAUCCUCUGGUAAGAAAGAUGCUACCACCGUCAUUAGAGAAUCAAAUAACAAAAACACAACUCCCAAUCUGGCUGCCAUUCCUUCCUUAUUAGCUGUUAGAAGCUAAAAAUUAUUCCAGUUAAUACGCAUUACAUUGGCUUAAUUAUUAUUACCUGUUUAUUUCCAUGUUUAUUAUCAUCUGUUCUUAAGAGACUCUAUUCCUUUAGUAAUGUUACACCCCUUAAUCCCUUCCUUAA
Molecule: messenger RNA, 2044 nt
Organism: Gossypium raimondii (Peruvian cotton)
Lineage: Eukaryota; Viridiplantae; Streptophyta; Magnoliopsida; Malvales; Malvaceae
Exons: 1
Coding region: 568-1914 (448 amino acids)
Source: RefSeq, a predicted model, not a curated record